GCGGGCGGGCACUCGGGCGGCCGCGGCGCGAUGGAGGCGCCGGCGGAGCUGCUGGCCGCGCUGCCCGCGCUGGCCACCGCGCUGGCGCUGCUGCUUGCCUGGCUGCUGGUGAGGCGCGGGGCGGCCGCGAGCCCCGACCCCCCGGAACCCGCGCCCCCGGAGUCCGCGACCCCGGCCGAGGCCAGCGGGACGGCCGCGCCGCUCGGCCCCUGCGCGGCGGAGCCGGCAGCCGCGCCCGAGGGGCCGGGGGAGCCCAAGCCGCCGGACGAGCCCACGCCGCCGGACGAGUCCGCGCCGCCGGAAGAGUCCGCGGCGGCGCCGGCGGAGGCGGAGGAGCAGGCCGCCGAGGAGAGGCAGGAAAAGGACCUGGAUGGCGUGGAGGGCCCACCCCUGGCAGGACCUGAGGAAGACGACGGGGGAGAGGCCUUCUCCUUCAAAUACAGCCCCGGGAAGCUGAGGGGAAACCAGUACAGGAAGAUGAUGACCAAGGAGGAACUGGAGGAGGAACAGAGAGUUCAGAAAGAACAGCUGGCUGCCAUCUUCAAGCUCAUGAAGGACAACAAGGAGACGUUUGGCGAGAUGUCGGAUGGCGACGUGCAGGACCAGCUCCGGCUCUACGACAUGUAGGCGCCUCCACCCGUCAAGAUGCUGCCACGGCGGGGCCAUGACUCUGCCCCAGCCCGGCCCAGGACCGGAGCCCGUGCCACCGUCAGACUUCUGUAGGCUUCAGUUUAUCUCAUAUACAUAGAUGUAGAGGUAGAUCAUAUACAGAGUUGCUCAGUUCUUGCAAUUUAGGUAUCAUGUCACAGGAAUCAGGACUGUUGUCUUCAGAGAAGAAAAAUCCCUGACUUGCUUGGCUUCUGCCUGCUGGUGAGCUUCCAGCUGUCACAUGGGCUCCCCUCCGAGGCUGUCAUCUGAUCCAAAUUCGACCUUCCGUGCAGACCCUGAGCAGGCAGCGGCCCAGAAGGGCUGGCUCAAAGCCUCAGCAACCCCAGCACAUGGUGUUGAAAGGAUUCAGGGGUGCUGUGGGAUGAGUAUCGGGUCCCACUGCCUGAGCAUCCAGUCUAAUAACACUACACCUUCUUCUUCCUUAGAAGGAUUUCUGGACACUUCUGUAAUUGUAUGGAAGCAAGCGGUAGGGGAGCAUCCCUAAAAAGCAAAAAGUCUGAUUCGAAGACUCACCUUCGAUCCUGGACCAAAGCAACAGUAUCAGAGUUAAGACCCUCUAAGUUUCUCUUAUUUAAGCGUGAGACUUACUUUAUAUAUAAUUAAGACUUCUAUGAGUGCUUAUCACACACCUAGACCUGUGCUAGACGCUGUCAAUGGAAAUAAAAUACACAACACAGUCCUACCUUUAGAGAGAUUAAAGUCGUGUAGAGGGGAGUUCCCUGGCGGUCCAGUGGUUAGGACUCGGCACUUUCACCACUGAGGGUGUGGGUUCAAUCCCUGGUCGGGAAACUAAGAAGCUGCGAGCCGUGGCGCGGCCAAAAAUAAAUAAAUACAUAAAAAUAAAGUCCUUUGGAGAAGCCAGGCAUGUGUGCAGGAAAAGAGAACCUCACAAGUCAGCAUUCAAUAAAAUGCCAAAAUGACCUCACAGAGAGAGCCUGGGCCACCUUAGCACAUCAGUAAAGUUCAGUGAGUCAGUGAGUGCAUGACGACGGAAAUAACAGCGAUUCUUCCAUUCUGCCCAGGUCCUGUAUCUGAUCACCCCACUGGCAGAAAAAUUCAUAGCAACCUGAAUUUAGGAGGGUACGCUAAAGGGACAACCUAAGAAAGUUCUUGAGAAUAUUUUUUAUUUGCUGAAAUAAAACUAAACACGAAAUUAAAAGAAGCAGUGGCGUUUUACGUACCACAAUUUAAUAAUUAUCACGGGAUCACAGUGAACCUUCUUUUAUCCUCUCUUGCUUGU
This is a messenger RNA of Delphinapterus leucas (beluga whale), 1909 nucleotides long. RefSeq names its product matrix remodeling associated 7 (gene MXRA7). NCBI's taxonomy places the organism in Eukaryota, Metazoa, Chordata, Mammalia, Artiodactyla, Monodontidae. The record is from RefSeq and is a predicted model, not a curated record.